AGGCUAUUAUCUCCCUCAAAGUUCUUAUCAGAUGUUUGGUUCAUUCGCGAUCGUUCUCGGUGUUUUGAAGGAGUUUAUAUAUCUUGCUGUUUCUGAUCUGCUUGGCUUAGUGAACAAGUGCUACUCGAAUUGAUAGAGAAAAAUCGUAUCUGCUUUAGACGAGAUUCUGAAACCGAUUUCCGACAUAAUAGAUCGUAAAGCAUCAGUGAGAAAAUGUCUCGAAACAAAUUUGUACCUUUCCAGCAGUCCACACACCUCCCUCCCUUCAUCAUAACGGGACUUGGUGGACAGCACCCACAACCACCAGCUUACAGGAGCUACGACAAGGAUUGUGGGAACAUUAGUUCCCAACAGUCCAGACCCCUUCCUACCUUUAACGUCAGAGGUGCUGAUGUACAUCAGGCAGUCUCACCAGGUAAGAGGUGUAAAGUUCUGCUCCCCAUCACAAAGGGGUGUAGGAACAUUAGUGCUUCCCAGAAGUCAUAUGACCUACCUCCCAUAAACAUCGGAGGUGCUGAUGUACAUCAGGCAGUCUCACCAGGUAAGAGGUGUAAAGAUCUGCUCCCCAUCACAAAGGGCUGUAGGAAGAUUAUUGAUUCCCAGCAGUCGUACGACCUCCCUUCCAUAAACACCAGAGGUGCUGAUGUACAGCAGGCAGUCUCACCAGGUAAGAGGUGUAAAGAUCUGCUCCCCAUCACAAAAGCCUGUAGGAAGAUUAUUGAUUCCCAGCAGUCGUACGACCUACCUCCCUUCAUCAUAACGGGACUUGGUGGACAGCACCCACAACCACCAGCUUACAGGAGCUACGACAAGGAUUGUGGGAACAUUAGUUCCCAACAGUCCAGACCCCUUCCUACCUUUAACGUCAGAGGUGCUGAUGUACAUCAGGCAGUCUCACCAGGUAAGAGGUGUAAAGAUCUGCUCCCCAUCACAAAAGCCUGUAGGAAGAUUAUUGAUUCCCAGCAGUCGUACGACCUCCCUUCCAUAAACACCAGAGGUGCAGGUGCUGAUGUACAUCAGGCAGUCUCACCAGGUAAGAGGUGUAAAGAUCUGCUCCCCAUCACAAAAGCCUGUAGGAAGAUUAUUGAUUCCCAGCAGUCGUACGACCUCCCUUCCAUAAACACCAGAGGUGCAGGUGCUGAUGUACAGCAGGCAGUCUCACCAGGUAAGAGGUGUAAAGAUCUGCUCCCCAUCACAAAAGCCUGUAGGAAGAUUAUUGAUUCCCAGCAGUCGUACGACCUCCCUUCCAUAAACACCAGAGGUGCAGGUGCUGAUGUACAUCAGGCAGUCUCACCAGGUAAGAGGUGUAAAGAUCUGCUCCCCAUCACAAAAGCCUGUAGGAAGAUUAUUGAUUCCCAGCAGUCGUACGACCUCCCUUCCAUAAACACCAGAGGUGCAGGUGCUGAUGUACAUCAGGCAGUCUCACCAGGUAAGAGGUGUAAAGAUCUGCUCCCCAUCACAAAAGCCUGUAGGAAGAUUAUUGAUUCCCAGAAGUCGUACGACCUCCCUACCAUAAACACCAGAGGUGCAGGUGCUGAUGUACAUCAGGCAGUCUCACCAGCUAAGAGGUGUAAAGAUCUGCUCCCCAUCACAAAGGGCUGUAGGAACAUUAGUGCUUGCCAGAAGUCAUACAACCUUCCUCCCAUAAACAUCAGAGGUGCUGAUGUACAGCAGGCAGUCUCAACAGCUACGAGGUGUAAAGAUCUGCUCCCCAUCACAAAGGGCUGUAGGAAGAUUAUUGAUUCCCAGAAGUCCAAAGACCUGCCUCCGUUAAACAUCAGAGGCGUCGGUCCACUGCGCCCUCAGCCACCAUCUGACAUAAAACCUGACGGCAAAAAUAUUCUUCCCAGCAUCUCAAAGAAAAAGGAUUGCGGGAACAUCAAGGGUUCCCAGCUGUCCAAAGACCUUCUUCCGUUUAGCGUCAGAGGUGGACCAUCGCUUAUCAAACAUUCCUUCCUGAAGAAGAGCGUGUAUUCUCAAGCAGGUGUAAAAAUCGUUGAGAAAUGUCCAAAACAACAGAUAUCCUGGUUGUCGUGUCGAGAAACCACACCGAAGAAAUUGUGCCUUUCACUCUCUGGAAGGAAUCGUUGAUAGCUGGAUGAAUCUUGGGAAACCCAUGAGAUGUCUCACGUAUUAUAUGACACACAUACAUACAUACUAUAUUAAGGAUACACCCGCACACAUUUUUGAUAAUACUGCUAUUUAAUAAUUUAGAAGUUUUUU
This is a messenger RNA of Triplophysa dalaica, 2223 nucleotides long. RefSeq lists its product as uncharacterized. Bases 214 to 2091 code for a protein of 625 amino acids. NCBI's taxonomy places the organism in Eukaryota, Metazoa, Chordata, Actinopteri, Cypriniformes, Nemacheilidae. The record is from RefSeq and is a predicted model, not a curated record. The transcript has 17 exons.